Mesorhabditis belari is the source of this 675-nucleotide messenger RNA. The record is from the annotation of a GenBank genome assembly. NCBI's taxonomy places the organism in Eukaryota, Metazoa, Nematoda, Chromadorea, Rhabditida, Rhabditidae.
AUGUUUCCACUUUCACAAACAGUUUCCUCGCUGAAUCAUCGAAUUCGAGAGGGAAAUCUCAAAAUCUUCAUCUUUUCUCGUGCAUUUCCUAUUGGUUCACUUAGGCGAAAGUUAUGGCGAGUUGCGCAAACGACCCAGUUGCCGACCAUUAUUUUCUCUCGUGUAAUUGAAGCCAAGCGACAACGGAGUGCUCACUUCGGAUCAUUGCAAAUGCUUUUGAGAUACUUCAUUGACGAGAACGGACGCCGUGUCUACACUUUGAAGAAAACUGCUCCUGAGGUGCAGCAAGUACCGUGUGAUUGUGAAGAAACGUUUCGGAUUGCUUCCAUCUCAACAAGCAAAAAUUGUCUAUUAAUUUCUCGGAUGACAAUAUAUUGGGAAUGGCGUCGAAUUUUUCGACAAAAACUUCGUUCUUUUUCUCCACAACAAAGCAAAAUUUCUUAUCAACAAUGGGCUAAGCGUCGACUCGUCAUAUCAUUUGUGUUCUUUUUUGUCGGCUGGAAGGUUUUCGGCUACACUUUAACAGAAAUGGGCCUUUAUGUCUACGAUGAAGAGACCGGCAAGGGUCACUACCGUACUCCGGCUGAAGCUCGUGAAUUGCGCAACAAACUAGAGCUCGAACAUGAUCGCCGCCUAAAGAAACCAAUUGAUGUGAAGUCCUUUCCACUCGACGCC